AUGAUGGAAAUAAGCAACGAAAUAUUAAAAAAGAAAGAUUUCUUUUUUAUUUUGAAGUUCGGUGAUCAAAUAAAUAUCAUUGCCUCUUUUGUAGGAUUCCUUUCAUUUCCAUUUCAAUUCAUAUUGCACCUAUCUAUCUAUCUAUCUAUCUAUCUAUCUAUCUAUCUAUCUAUCUAUCUACACACAACUGCACACACGCAUACACACACAAACAUAUAUAUGAUAAAAUACAGUUUUAAAAUAUCUAUCUCUCUAUCUAUUUAUCUAUCUAUCUAUCAGAACUUAUGGGAUGACCUGAUAUCUAUCUAUCUAUCUAUCUAUCUAUCUAUCUAUCUAUCUAUCUAUCUAUCUAUUGAAAUGAUUCUAUCUAUCUAUCUAUCUAUCUAUCUAUCUAUCUAUCUGCGAGAGAAGGAAAUCGAGAAAAAAUCUCUCUCUUUCCACCCACCUGUCUCUCUUUCCACCCACCUCUCUCUCGCUUUCCACCCACAUCUCUCUCUCUUUCUACCUCUCUCUCUCUUUCCAUCUCUCUCUCAGUCCACUUCUCUCUCUUUCCAUCUCUCUGUCUCUUCCCACCUCUUUCUUUCCACCUCUCUCUUUCCACCUCUCUCCUUCCACCCUCUCUCUUUACACUUCUCUCUUUCCACCUUUCCGUGA
Molecule: messenger RNA, 654 nt
Organism: Acanthosepion pharaonis
Lineage: Eukaryota; Metazoa; Mollusca; Cephalopoda; Sepiida; Sepiidae
Source: the annotation of a GenBank genome assembly